This is a messenger RNA of Trypanosoma conorhini, 696 nucleotides long. Its product is annotated as cyclophilin. The coding region runs from base 1 to 696 and encodes 231 amino acids. NCBI's taxonomy places the organism in Eukaryota, Euglenozoa, Kinetoplastea, Trypanosomatida, Trypanosomatidae. Gene Ontology annotation, biological process: protein peptidyl-prolyl isomerization; protein folding. The record is from RefSeq and is a predicted model, not a curated record. Gene Ontology annotation, molecular function: peptidyl-prolyl cis-trans isomerase activity. The transcript has a single exon.
AUGCUUUGCUUGACGCGUUUGGUGCGGAGGGCUCACGGAGGUGCAUUGCGCAGUUUUUUGUCGUAUCCAAUGAAUGAAAUUAACCCAGUCGUCUUUCUUGAAAUCACGGUGGAAGGAGAAGCAUUGGGUCGGGUAACUGUGGAGCUUUUUCAUGAUACAGUACCUAAAACUACCGAAAAUUUUCGUUCACUAUGCACAGGCGAACGUGGUCAUAGUCAAUGUCCUUUGUAUUACAAAGGGGUUCCUUUUCAUCGAAUCAUACCCGGAUUUAUCGUACAAGGUGGUGACAUUUUGACAAAGGAUGGUCGCGGCAAUGUUAGUGUUUUUGGUUUUCCCUUUUCAGAUGAGAGUUUUGGCGGAAAAGCAGGAAAGCAUCUUCCACGUACGGUCGCCAUGGCCCACAGUGGACCCAACCAAAAUGGUUCACAAUUUUUCUUUAAUUUAAGACGGAAUGAGCAUUUGGAUGGGAAGUAUGUCGUAUGCGGACAAGUAUUGGAAGGAUGGGAUCUGGUGGAGCGAGUGGCGGCGUUGUGUGGGUCACGCUGUGGCGUGCCGGUGAGUCGUGCAUGGAUCACGGAUUGCGGGCAAAGCAGCGGUGCAAAGCUUGAGGAGACAGAGAGGGCUCUUGCCGGGGAACGCUCCUUGCACUCUAUGCCUGGAAAGGAAGUUCUAGACCUUAUUUCCCCACGAUACUAG